AUGGCUGCUUCUGGGAUUCCUGUCGUGGAUCUCUGCGAGGAAGCCACUUGCUCCAUCUGCCUGGAGUAUUUCCAGGAUCCAGUGAUCAUCCCGGAGUGCGGGCACAACUUCUGCCGAUCCUGCCUGACCCAGUGCUGGGGGAAAUCUGAGGGAGAGGCUUCCUGCCCUCAGUGCAGGAAAACAGUGGAACAAGGCAGCAUCAGGCGAAACCUGCAGUUGGCAAAUGUUGUGGAAAUAACUAAGAAAUUCAGCCUUCUGGGCAGAAAAGAGGAGGCAGAAGGAAAAGGGAGAGUUUGUGAGAAGCACCAGGAGCCCCUGAAGCUCUUCUGCAAGGAGGAUGAAGCCCCCAUCUGUCUGGUUUGUGACAGAGCCAAGGAGCAAAAAAGCCACGAGGUGGUUCCUAUAGAGGAGGCGUCCCUGGAGUACAAGGUAGGAAAACACUCUAGAUCAGUGACGUAGCGUUCCUUGCUGGUGCCCGGGGCAUGCGGCACCCCAUGGGGACAGGUUGUGCCAGUGGAGCGACCCCCAGUAACUGGGGCUAAGAGGGGGGCAUUGCGCCACCUACUCGGCCAUGCAGUGGGGAGCUCAGCCAGCCAACGUGGCUGAUGCUGCCUUGCUCUGAGGGGUGCAAGUCUCACAGUGCACUGCAAGCCCAGCACCACUUUCUGAGAUUUGCAAAAGCUGUGUGCGGCUGGCAGGGUGCCAUCCUGUUACUCCUUCAGAUGGAAGACGUUGCGCGAAGGAUGCAACAGCUCACGACAGGCUCCCCCCAGGCUGGCCCAUGCUACGCCUCUGCUCUGGAUUUGCUCGGGGGAUGGAAUAGCUGUAGGCAAGCCAGGCCUGCAAGACCAUAGAAUCUUAGAGUUGGAAGGGACCCAAGGGUCAUCUAGUCCAACCCCCUGCAAGGCAGGAAUGAUGCCAAGGUACUGUUGAAAUAAUGUAUUCUCCCCACCCCCUCUAGCAGGAGCCUUUGUGCAGCCUUGUGAAACUUAAAACUUCUGAAAACUAUUCAAUAAACAUUUCUUCUUCUUUUCGAGAGAUUAAUUUCCCUCUAUGUCCCCCUGCAGCAUAUUGGAGUCACUCCCCACAGUUCUUCCUCUGGAAGCAGCUCCCAGUGAAGGCUCCUAGAACUGGAAGGUGGGGCAAGGCAGGGGGCAGGAAUGAAGGGGAACCUCCGGAAGGACCCGGGAAUGUGGGGCAGGGAGCAAGCAUAUGAUUCAGUUGUCUGAUAUUACUAAAACGCUCGAAAAAGGGAAAGAAAAAACAACCCAGCUGGAAUUUUGUUUUCUUUUCAGGAUCAGAUCAGCAGAUGCCUAGACAACGUGAGGAAGGAGAGAAAGAAAAUUCUGAUGUUUAAAGCAGAUGCAGAAAAGGAAAGCCAAGACCUGCUUGUAAGCAUCACUGUUAUUUGAAGGUGAAAAAGUGCUGUAGUCUUAAAUCUCUCUAAAAUGUCAGACAUGCCCUUCCAAGUGAAUUCUGAUAACUGGUCUCUUCAUCCUGCAACAUUAUGCAUGAUAGUGGCCUGCUGUUCUCCUCCUCUUUCUCUUUUUGCUGCUGCAGAAGCAAAUGAAAGCAGAGAAGGGGAAGUUGGUGGCUGAGAUCAGGCGAAUGCAUCAGUUUCUGGAAGAACAAGAGAAGCUUCUUUUGGCUCAUAUGGAAGAGGUGGAGAAGGAGAUUGCAAAGAAAAGAGAAGAGCACCUGGCCAGACUCUCCAGGGAACUUUCCGCUUUUGAUAGUGCCAUUCGGGAGAUGGAGAAGAAGCUUCAGGAACCAGCGAGUGAACUCCUGCAGGUCAGGCCUCAUCCUGAUGUGAGAGGGUGGAGUGUGCUGCUUCAGACUGCGAGCAUUUCUUAGCCUUUUCCCACAUAAAAAUACUGUUGUAAGAGAAACAAGCAGUACAUAGGAGCCUCCUCUGAGGGGCUGAGAUCCCUUGGACACCCCAAUAAAAUCUUUGAGGGGGCCAGCCCCCCCCAAUAAUGGACAUUUCUGUUGAAAUGGGGGGGUGUACUGCAUAUUGUGAUUGAUUAUGUGGGGCGGAGCUUACUUGCCCACCCCCCAAUAUUUUCUUCAAGUUGUCACUAGAUCAAAGCACUGGCCCUUUCCGUCCUGCAUCCUGUUCUCGCAUUGGCCAACCAGAGGUCUCUGGGAAGCCCACAAGCCAAGAGGGCUUCAAUUAACCUUUACUCAGAGUAGACAAUUGAAAUUAAUGGGGAUGACCAUCUUAGGUUCAUUAAUUUCAGUGUGCCUGAGUAAAAGCAAGUUGAAUACAACAGAUACUGCCUCCAACGCAGGCAUUCCAAAUUGGCACUGCUUCACUUUUUCAUUCAGAUGCUCUCUUGGGUCCAGCCAGAGAGGGGGUGACCUAUUAUUAUUAUUAUUAUUAUUAUUAUUAUUAUAUAUAAGUUUGUAUACUGCCUUAUACUCAGAGGUCUCAGGGUGGUUUCCAGGAUAUGAUUGAGUGUGGGAUGUACAUAGCAGUGAACCGAUUAGUUGCAUGUGAACACGGAGCCAGCAUGCGCUGCAGGGCAAAAUGGCAAAUCAAGGAGGUGGGAUUGAAUCUCUCCGGUGUUUGGGUGACUUGGUCAAAAGAGAAGAAAGGGACCUUUUAUUAGUCAUCACUGGAGUGGCUGACUUUUGCCAUCUCAUGGUUAUUCCAAAAUUACGUGGCGCUGCAUAUUUUAUUGGGGGUCUUUUGUUUUGUGCUUGGCUAACCUCUCUCUGCUUCAGCUGCUUAGUAUUUAUAACUGACCGCAGCACUCUGUGCAGAAAUGGCUCCACGGAUAUCUUUUUCUUUCUUUCCUUCCAGGAUAUCAGAAGCUUCUUGCAGAGGUAAGUGAUGGAAAUCUGCUGCUUUAAGAUGCUAGAAAAGUUCCCGUUAAAGGGUGAGAAACUUCCAGAGUUCCAGUUCCUUCAUCCAGAGAUAGCUUAGGACUCCAUCGUCCAUUUCACAAAAUCACAAACAAAAAUAGGGACACGUUUUCACAGUCAUUUGUAGCAAUUGGUCUCAUCUAUAAACAUGGGAAGGAAGCUGUUCCCAUUACACAUCUCUGAAAGCCCUUCUCCGUGAUAGAUUCAUUUAUUCUGCAAUUGAUACAAAAAGGGGGGACAUCCCAAAGGUGCUUGUAAAUAUAUUCACUAUAACUUACCCAUAAAUAUUUGACAUAUUUCUGGCUCCUGCAGUUUCUUCCUCAGCCAUAAGAAGAUGAGAAAGGGCCCUGCUGGAUCAGGCCAUGGCCAUCAAGUCCAGCAUCCUGUUUUCACAGUGACUAACCAAAUGCCUCUGGGAAACUCGUGAGCAGGAUCCGAGCCCCAGAGGACACUCCCCUCCUGUGGUUUCAGAGGCACCACUGCCUUUGACCCAGCUGUCGCAAAUAGCAGCCGCUGAGAGGCUUGUCCUCCAGACAACUUCAAACCCUCCCAUGUUUAGAAAAUACUGCUUUACUUUCUAUUUUUUUCUCCAUUUGUAAAAUAUAACCACAGCCAUACCUCGGGUUGAAGUAGCUUCGGGAUGAAUAUUUUCGGGUUGCACUCCGCGGCGACCCGGAAGUAACGGAGGACGUUACUUUCAGGUUUCGCUGCUCGCACAGGUGCAGGCACUCAAAAUGACGUCACACGCAUGCGUGGAAGCCACAAAAUGCGAGACGCGCAGACGCGUGUUACGUUCGCUUCUGGAUGCGAAUGGGGCUCCAGAACGGAUCCCGUUCGCAUCCAGAGGUACCACUGCACUGUGUUAAAACACAUUUACAAUGGUACCUCGGGUUAAGUACUUAAUUCAUUCCGGAGGUCCAUUCUUAACCUGAAACUGUUCUUAACCUUUAGCUACUGGGGCCUCCUGCUGCCGCCGGAGCACAAUUUCUGUUCUCAUCCUGAAGCAAAGUUCUUAACCCAAGGUACUAUUUCUGGGUUAGCCGAGUCUCUAACCUGAAGCGUCUGUAACCUGAGGUACCACUGUUCCACAUCUAUUUUGCUCAUUAAUCACUUGAAAUGCUUCACUAAAUCAGAUGUAGUCUUAAAAUCUCUGCAUAAGGAUCCAGUAUGGUUCACCUUUCUUCAAAAAAAAAAAUAUUGAGCAUAUAUCAGUUUUAUCUUCAAUCUCCUGUUCAUAUAUUUCAUUCAAAAUGCUUAGAAAGCAGGUGUGUGUUGGUUUUACUUCAUCUUGUUAGGAUCUCUCUAGAUCCACAUGUUAUCUAAAUACUCCCUUUUGCCAUAGGAAAACCCUGCUCCCAAGUCUUCAUGAUAUAUCCAUGGUGCCUUUAUCAUCAGGAUGAGAUGCCUGCCUUGUCAGAAAGCUCCUUGCGUUGGAAGGAUGUUGGCUUGACAUUGUUCUUCUCCUCCCAGGUCUCAGGAGAAGGAGAACUUAAAGGAUCCUCCUGUGGCUUUUCCUCCUGCCCUGAAGUGGAGGCUCUGGGACUUCUGUGAUAUGAAUCUCUUCUUGGAGGGAGUCAUGAAGAAAUUGAGAGGUAGUAAAGAAGGGUUGAAAAUAUUUUGUACUGGAUAUUUAAAAUUGUUCAUGAAAGACUCCAGCUCCAGGAAAAUAGAAGGCUUAUUUAUUUUCUUUCAGUAUCUAGAAGCCACACUUUCAUAUGUAGAUGAUUCACAAAUGAUUUUUCUUAGGCAAUUGAAAUGGGUGGUAAACGCUUCUUGCUGGGCUCUGGAAGCUCCUGCGAGAUCUUGGGAGAGCCUCCCAGAUUCCAGUCAGCAAGGUAAAGGGCUUGAAAGCUUGUACCAUAAAGGGUUUGGACACCAUACAAAUCACUUUUAAGACCUCUGCCAUUUUUUACGGGACUCUGAGAGGCUCCUGCAAAAUCUCAUGGGGCCAUCUUGGGAUCUCAGAUGGCAGGGGUGAUUCAGGGGGUCGUUCUGACUUUCCACGAUUACAAGUUGUCUGUAAAAAGUUGUCCUUGCCCUCUUCCCAUCUCUCAGUCAGGCCUUAGGUGCUUUCACGUAUCUCACCCAUUUCCCCAAGUAGCCUCACCUACAGGUUUUCGGGCAUCUCCUCUGUUCCUUUGCCCCUGAGAUUGAUGUAAGGGAGGCAGAAGGAGAGAGGGGCUGUCCAAGAGCCAGCCAGGAGCAGAGGGGUUGAGGCCUCCCAUCCUGGAACAGGCAUGUCUGGACCUUGUUGCUGAUGGGGAGAUCUUCUGAGGGUCCUGCUCCUCCUCCCAAGAUUUGGUCAGGAAUGAACCUUGACAUCACCUUAUGUAGGAAUAGCCAGCAUGGUGAGUUUCUGUAGUUUUAAUUGCAACUCCUAUAAUCUCCAGCUGGCUUUUUAGUGGUUAGGGAUGAUGGGACUUGUAGUCCACAAUAUCUGGCUACAAUCUCAUGAGUUCAUAUUGUUCUUUCCAGGUUUGUUAUCUGAAUGAUGGUGUAAUGCUAAAUCUCUGUUCCCUUUUCUCUUCCAGACACUGUAGAAUAUGGACUUCAGCUGCAAAAAGGUACAUUUAAUAAUAAUAAUAAUAAUAAUAAUAAUAAUAAUAAUAAUAAUUUAUUCAUACCCCGCUCAUCUGGCUGAGUUUCUUCAGCCAUUUCUGAAUCAAACAGAGGCACAAAUUCAGGAGAGAGGGGAUCUGCUUCUCUAAAGACCAGGCCACUGUAGCUCUUCCAUCCAUGCCUUAUUUCCCCUUAUUUCCCAGAGGCAUCCAUUCCGUGAGAGCAGCAUGCUGGGCUAGAGGGGCUCUUGGCCUGAUCCUGCAAACUCUUAGGAAGCCCCCAGCCCAGGACGGCUGGCUUUUCUGUGCCCAAUCUCAAUAAGACACAGGGCUGGUGUGACGCCAAAGGCUCCCGGCACAUGAGGGGGAAAUAUCCCUUUGAGCCAUACAGGAUCCCCACCCCUUCUAGAGUUUAUGUAAGAGUAAGGUGUAAGAGUGGGAAAUGCAUGAACACAAAUAGCUCAGAAAAUGGCUGCAACAACCUUUGGGGGCUAGAACGUGAAUGGGUUCUGGUGUCAGUGGAGGGAGCUGGGGGCCGUGGCGGAGCUUCAUGCUCCGGCACCGGGGGGGGGCGGAGAGCAGGUGGGGGGGCUGGUGUGCAUCCCGAGGGCGGGGCGCGCUGCCUGUGGGGUUGCGCUCCCCCCGCACUCCUCUUCCUCCACCAGUGGGUGGGGGCUCCCGGAGUGUGAACUCCAGGGGUCCAGCUUCCCUGCAAGAUGGGGGUCUUCCCUCAGCUUUUUUUGUUGGAGGGGAGACAUGACUUCUUUUUCUUAAACUAGAGAAACUUGAGUAAACUUUAAAGAGCAGGGCAGAAUUACACCACAGACCAGGAGAGAAAAGGAUCAAUGGGAAGACAGAAGUCCAGUCUGGCCUGAUCCUGGACACCACAAAAUGGGAAUCAUAAGAGCUGGAAAAGGUACAGCUGGUAUGGCUGGGAGGUUGCCUGCUCUUGAUGGGGUUACACUUCCUCUGAAGGAGCAGGUUUGUAGCUUGGGGGUCCUCCUGGAUCCUUUGCUGUCACUCAAGGCUCAGGUGGCCUCAGUUGCCCAGAGUGCCUUCCUUCAGCUUUGGCUAGUGGUCCAGCUACGCCCCUAUCUGGACAGGGUUAGCCUAACUACUGUUGUCUAUGCUCUGAUAACUUCAGAGUUAGAUUACUGCAAAGUGGUUCAGAAACAAGGUUAGAUUACUGCAAAGCGGUUCAGAAGACGAUUCAGAAACUUAAGUUGGUGCAGAAUUCAGCGGCCAGGUUGCUCACCGAAGCAAGACGGUUUGAGCAUAUUACACUGGUCUGACUGCACUGGCUACCAAUUGGUUUCCGGGCCCAAUUCAAAGUGCUGGUUUUGACCUAUAAAGCUUUAAAUGUUUCAGGACCACAAUACCUCAAGGACCGCCUCUUCCCACAUAAACCUUCCCAGGCCCUGAGAUCAUCUUCCAAGGUCCUUCUUCGUGUGCCUCCUCCUCGAGGUUCAGAGGGUGGCAACACGAGAACAGGGCCUUCCCUGCAGUGGCUCCCCAUCUGUGGAAUGCUCUCCCCAGGGAAGUUUGCCUAGCAUCUACAUUACACACCUUUAGGCGCCAGGCAAAAACGUUCUUUUAUAACCAGGCCUUUGGUUGAUCUUAUCGACAUCCAACACCCUUUUAGAAUGUGAGGUUUUGGGGGGCGGGUUAUUGGGUUAUUGGUUUUGGCUUGAUUUAAUAUAAUAUACAGUGGCACCUUGGUUUUGUUUUGUUUUUUUAUAAAUAUUUAUUAAGAUUUUACAAAUUAUAUCAAACAAAACAAUACACACAAACACAAACAAAAAAAAGAACAAGUAUAAUUUCAAAACCUUAUUUUCUUAAAACUUACUUCACCGACCUCCUCAUACCUCCCCUUUCUGCAUUCCCAUUUCAAAUAUUUAGUUCAGCAGAUCCUCACCCUUAAUUUUAUCUAAUUGUCGACCUUUCUUUUCUUUUAACUUAAUCUUUACAGCUGUACUCCAUUUAAUUUCUAAAACCACAUCAUUCUAGCACUCAUUAAUUUUACAAUGUUUCUUAAGAUAGUUCUUAAAUUUCUUCCAAUCUUCUUCCGCCGUCUCUUUUCCCUGGUCUCGGAUUCUGCCAGUCAUUUCUGCUAGUCCCAUAUAGUCAAUCACCUUCAUCUGCCAUUCUUCCAAGGUGGGUAGAUCUUGUGUCUUCCAAUACUUUGCGAUGAGUAUUCUUGCUGCUGUUGUAGCAUACAUAAAGAAUGUUCUGUCUUUCUUUGGCACCAAUUGGCCGACAAUGCCCAGGAGAAAGGCCUCUGGUUUCUUAAGGAAGGUAUAUUUAAAUACCUUUUUCAUUUCAUUAUAUAUCAUUUCCCAGAAAGCCUUAAUCUUUGGGCAUGUCCACCAAAGGUGAAAAAAGUACCUUCAGUUUCUUUACAUUUCCAACAUUUAUUAUCAGGCAAGUGGUAAAUUUUUGCAAGCUUGACUGCGGUCAUGUACCACCUAUAAAUCAUUUUCAUAAUAUUUUCCUUUAAGGCAUUACAUGCCGUAAAUUUCAUACCGGUGUUCCACAACUGUUCCCAGUCGGCAAACAUAAUGUUAUGACCAAUAUCUUGUGCCCACUUUAUCAUAGCUGAUUUCACUGUUUCAUCUUGUGUAUUCCAUUUCAACAGCAAGUUAUACAUUCUUGACAAGUUCUUAGUAUUGGGUUCUAUCAGUUCUGUUUCUAAUUUUGAUUUUUCCACCUGGAAGCCAAUUUUCCUGUCCAACUUAAAAACCUCCAUUAUUUGGUAAUAAUGGAGCCAGUCUCUCACUUUGUCUUUUAAUUUCUCAAAACUCUGCAAUUUCAAUUUAUCCCCCUUUUGUUCCAAAAUUUCCCAAUAUUUCGGCCAUUUGGCCUCCAUAUUGAGUUUUUUUCACAGCCUUAGCUUCCAUUGGCGACAACCACCUUGGGGUUUUAUUUUCCAACAGGUCUUUAUAUCUAAUCCAGACAUUAUAUAAUGCUUUCCUGACAAUAUGAUUUUUAAAAGCUUUGUGAGCUUUAACCUUGUCAUACCAUAAAUAUGCAUGCCACCCAAAAAUGUUGUUAAAGCCUUCUAAAUCCAAAAUGUCUGUGUUCUCAAGAAGCAGCCAGCCUUUCAACCAGCAGAAAGCUGCUGAUUCAUAGUAAAGUUUAAAGUCCGGCAGGGCAAAUCCCCCUCUUUCUUUUGCAUCAGUUAAAAUAUUAAAUUUUAUUCUGGGUUUCUUGCCCUGUCAGACAAAUUUCGAGAUAUCUUUCUGCCACUUCUUGAAACAAUCCAUCUUGUCCACGAUUUGCAAUGUUUGAAACAAAAACAACAUUCUAGGCAAUACAUUCAUUUUGAUCACAGCAAUACGGCCCAACAGUGAAAGCUUCAAAUUUGACCAUAUUUCUAGAUCCUUUUUUACUUCCGUCCAGCAUUUCUCAUAAUUGUCUUUAAAUAAAUUCACAUUUUUAGCUGUCAUGUUAAUCCCCAAGUAUUUCACUUUCUUAACCACAGUUAAACCCGUUUCAUUCUGGAACCUCUCCCUUUCAGUAGCUGUUAAGUUUUUCUCUAAUACCUUAGUCUUUAAUUUAUUCAGUUUAAAUCCUGCGACUUGACCAAACUCUUGAAUUAAUUCUAAAACUCUUUUAGUACUAGUGUCUGGCUCUUGUAAUGUAAGUACCAAGUCAUCUGCGAAUGCUCUCAGUUUGUACUGUUUAACUCCGACCUGUACCCCUUUAACCAGCUGGUCCCUUCUAAUCAUGUUCAGCAAAACCUCCAGGACCGAUAUAAAAAGCAAUGGGGAAAUUGGGCACCCCUGUCGUGUCCCUUUUUCUAUUUUAAAUUCUUCCGUAACCACAUUAUUUACAAUUAGCUUAGCCUUUUGUUCAGAAUAUAUUGCACCCAUACCAUUCUCGAAUCCUUGGCCUACCCCCAUCCCAUGUAGAUUCUUCUUCAUAAAACUCCAAGAAAUAUUGUCAAAGGCUUUCUCCGCAUCCACAAAUAUCAGUACUGCUUUAGUGUUUAUAUUCACUUCUAGUUUUUCCAAAAUAUCUAUUAUAUUCCUCACAUUGUCUGACAAAUAUCUUCCUGGGAGAAAGCCUGCUUGGUCCUUAUGAAUCUCUUCCAUCAAUACUUUCUUCAGCCUUUUAGCCAGAAUGUCAGCAAAAAUUUUGUAAUCCACAUUAAGUAACGAUAUAGGGCGGUAGUUCUUAAGUUGCGUCUUUUCUGUCUCUAUUUUCGGUAUGAGUGUAAUAUAAGCUUCUUUCCACAAUUCUGGUGCCUUUUCCCCCUCUAGAAUUUCAUUGCAGACUUCCUUCAAAGGUUGUAAUAACCACUCCUUCAAAGCUUUGUAGUAUCUGGAAGUCAGCCCAUCCGGUCCCGGAGAUUUGCCCAGUUGCAUAUUUUGUUUUUUUGUUUUUUUUAUGAAUAUUUUUAUUCGAUUUUCAAACAAAGAACAAAAGAUUAUUUAAUAAUUACAUAAAAGCCCUUCACCAAAGAGGUAACAAACAAAAAAGACAUACAUUUACACCAACAAAUAAUAAAGCAAAGUAAAAAGAAAAAGCACAACUGUUCAUAACCCUUUUUUUGUAUAGCUAACUGGACUUCCUCGCAUCUCCCUACCGUGCGUUCUUUAUAAUAAAAGUGUCAGCAAAUUAUUACCUUGUUUCAUUUCUUAGCUUAUACCUCUCAGAUAUUAAAUUUCCAAACUUCAAGUAGUUUUUAUCAGAUAGUUGUAGCUUAAAUUUAAAUAUAAUAUUACUUUAAGUUUCGAUCUUUUCUUAUAUAUCACUUAAUUUUCUAUAUCUUUCGAUCGAGUUACUGGAACCUUGGUUUUCUAAAUCGUGCAGUUUCUUAACAUUCAUACAAUUUGUAAUGUUUUUGUAAAUAGUCCUUAAAUUUUUUCCAAUCCUCUUCCAUUGUUUCUUCUCCCAAAUCUCGGAUUCUGGCCCAGUUGCAUAUUUUGAAUGGCACCUUCUAUCUCAUGUUCAGUUAUUUUCUGGUUCAAAACUGUUUUACUUUGAUGAGAAAUUUUUUGUAAUCCAUGUUUCUUAAGAAAGUCAUCUAUGUCUUUUUCUUUCUGUGGCCCUUGUGCAUAUAGUUGUUUAAAAUAUCUCUGGAAGCAGUUUCUGAUUUCAUUUGGGUUGUAGAUGUUCUUUCCUUCCACUUCUAAAUUUGUAACUGUAUUUAAUUUUUGUCUUUUCUUGAUUUGCCAAGCCAAUAAUUUACCACAUUUGUCUGCUGAUUCAAAUGUCUUUUGUCUCAUUUGUUUAAUUUUCCAUUCUAUUUCUUGAUUCAUUAGUUCCAAAUACUGUGUCUGAUAUAACUUAAUUUCUCUCAAAAUCUCCUGAGACUUUGGUUUGGAUCUUAAUUUCUUUUCCCCUUCUUUUAUCUUUUCCAGGAUCUUGUCCUUUUUCUCACUUUGGAUUCUCUUCUUUAUUGCAUUCUGUUGUAUCAAGAAUCCUCGCAUAACCGCUUUACUUGCAUCCCAGAUUACUCUUUUUUCGACAUUGGUCUUUAGGUUUAUUUCAAAGUAAUCUCUCAAGGUUUUUUGGGCCUUUUUGUAUACCUCUUCAUCUCUAAAUAAGGUGUCAUUCAUCCUCCAUCUAAAGGAACCAGCUGUUGUUAACUUCAUCUCCAUCUUUACAGCAUUAUGGUCGGAGCACGUUUUUGGGCAGAUUUCCACUUUCUUUAUCUUUGGUGCCAUCCCACUAGUAAACCAUAUUUGGUCAAUUCUAGUCCAUGUCAUCUUGGCUUCAGAGAAGAAGGUUCCCUCUCUCUCAAGAGGGUUCUUUGUUCUCCAGAUGUCAAUCAGGUCCAUGUUUUCAGUCAUUUCAAAAAAAGUCUUUGGUAAUCUUCCAUCUCUAGAGACUUCCUGUCUUUGUGCUUUAUCCAUAUUUGUAGAUACCACUCCAUUCAUGUCUCCCAUCAAAAUUAAGUUGUAAUCCAAAUAGUCCAAUAAAGUCUCAUGCAACUUCUUAAAGAAUUCUGAUUUCCCCUCAUUUGGUGCAUAAAUUCCCACAAUCAAGAAUUUUUCUCCUUGAACUUGAAUUUCAAUUGCUAAAAAUCUUCCUUGUUCAUCUUUGAAAAUCAAUUUCGGUAACAAUUUUUCCUUUGCAUAAAUCACCACUCCUCUUUUUUUAACUUUAUCAGAUGAGAUAAAUUCUUGUCCUAAUCUUUUGUUGAUAAGUAUUUUUCUAUGUAACCUCGUCACAUGUGUUUCUUGUAAGCAAAUCAAGUCCAAUUGUUAUUUUUUCAAUAUAUGAAAUACAUUUUUCCUCUUUCGAGGAAGGUUCAAACCGUUACAAUUCCAGCUUAAAAGUUGCAGAGCCAUGAUGAGACUAUUUACUUCCUCCUCCCUCCGCUCCAAGUGGACGUUCUUCUCCUGUCGGUAGUUUCAGUCCAAAUGACAAAUUUCUUAUGUCUAGUGUUCCUUCUCCUGGUGGAUUUGGCUCCUCUCCAGAUUCCAAUUCUUUCAGAAGAUCUUCUUCGUGAUCUCUCAGGAACUUGUCUUUAUCACUUACUGUCUUUAUUCUUAUUUUCCUUCCUUUAUAUUUAAAGGAAAGGCCUUGGGGAAAUUCCCCCCUGAAGAGUAUUUUAUUUCUUCUCAAUAACACAACCAGGUCUUUAUAGUAAGGUUCUUACGUCCAAGAUAUGCUUCGGUAUAUCCUUAAAAAUUUCCACGAAGGAGUCUUCAAUUUCCAGGGUUCUUUGGUAAUGUAAGUUCAGAAUCUGGUCUCUUUCUUCUUUUGAUCUUAAAGUUAUCAGACAGUCUCUUGCCUUCUUACUACUUUGUCUUGAACCAAGUCUAAAUGCAGUCACUAUCUUAAAUUCUUCCUUCACCAAUUCCUGUUGCCAAAAGUCCAAGAAUUCCUUUGUAAGGAAGUGUUUUGGAACACUUGGUUUUAUAAACAACUUGGAAAAAGAACGCUGCAAACCCGGAAGCAGGUGUUCCAGUUUGUGAAUUUUGCACAACAUGCAACGGUCUCCCUCGGAAGGGAGGUUUUUAAGCAGAGGUUGGACGGCCAUCUGUCAUGGAUGCUUUAGUUGAGAUUCCAGCAUUGCAGGGGGUUGGACUAGAUGACCCUUGGGGUCCCUUCCAACUCUACGAUUCUAUGAUGUGCUGUCAUGAGUCCCAAGUAGGACAUUUCACACGGGGGGCAGGGUAACCUAACCACUUUCUUGCUUUUUAUGCACUACCUGGAAGGAUGGAGUAUAACAUACUUUAAAUAUACAACUGAAACCUGAAUGGUGGUUACAAGGCGGGCAAGAGUACCUUGCUGCCAGAUUUACCUGGCAUAUCAAGCGUGGUCUGUCAUGUGAUGUGAGGUAAAAGAUUAAGAUGUGAAUUAGGGAGUCCCUGCUUUUACUUCCUUCUGCCAUGAACUCUAGGGGAUGGGGGUGGCCUUAGACAAGCCACCGUCUCUCAGCCUCAGUCCUCCCACCUGAAAAAUGGGCAUAGUAAGAUUAACUUCCAGUAGUGAUGUAUGGAAGUGAGAGCUGGACCAUAAAGAAGGCUGAUCGCCGAAGAAUUGAUGCUUUUGAAUUAUGGUGCUGGAGGAGACUCUUGAGAGUCCCAUGGACUGCAAGAUUAAACCUCUCCAUUCUGAAGGAAAUCAGCCCUGAGUGCUCACUGGAAGGACAGAUCCUGAAGCUGAGACUCCAAUACUUUGGCCAGCUCAUGAGAAGAGAAGACUCCCUGGAAAAGACCCUGAUGCUGCGAAAGAUGGAGGGCACAAGGAGAAGGGGAUGAGAGAGGACGAGAUGGUUGGAUAGUGUUCUAGAAGCUACCAACAUGAGUUUGACCAAACUGCGGGAGGCAGUGGAAGACAGAAGUGCCUGGUGUGCUCUGGUCCAUGGGGUCACGAAGAGUCGGACACGACGAAACGACUAAACAACAACAAGAAGAAGAAGAUUAACUUAAUAUGAACUUGAUGAACAUCCCUGUCUUGAAUGCAGAGCCAUGGAGACCCUGUUCAUUUCAGAGGGGAUGCUCUUUUUGUCAUGUGCCUAAUGAAAAGCCAGAUUCCAGUUGAUGUUGUUUUUCUUCUCUUUCCUCCUCUGCCCCCACAGAAAACGUAACUUUGGAUCCAGACACAGCAAAUCCCCACCUCAUCCUGUCUGAGGAUUGCAAGAGUGUGAGAUGGGGGAAAGUCUAUCAAGACCUGCCAGAAAACCCUGAGAGAUUUGACACUUAUGCCUAUGUACUGGGACGUGAGGCAUUCAAGGAAGGCAGACGUUUCUGGGAAGUCGCUGUGGGGAGCGAGGGGCAAUGGGCCGUGGGAGUGGCCAGAGAGUCUGUGAAGAGGAAAGGCAGGUUAACCCCUGGUCCUAAGGAAGGGAUCUGGCGCAUAGGGAAGCGGGGUGAUCAAUACAGGGUCUCCACCCAUGAUGGGCACCCUGUUUCAAUUCUGGGUGGGGAGCCCAAGAGGAUCCGAGUGGCCCUGAACUGUGAAGGGGGACGGGUGUCCUUUUACGAUGCAGAUACAGCAGCCCUUCUCCACUCAUUCCCAGCAGCCUCCUUCUCAGGAGAGACCCUCCAGCCCUACUUUUACGUGAGGGAGAAAGGGAACCUGAUACUCUCUUGA
Messenger RNA from Podarcis lilfordi (Lilford's wall lizard), 13979 nucleotides. Lineage: Eukaryota; Metazoa; Chordata; Lepidosauria; Squamata; Lacertidae. The record is from the annotation of a GenBank genome assembly.